AUGGAUGAGAAAAGUGCGGAUCAGUCGUUUUUCGGCUCGUGGACACGCGAGCAAGUCGUCUCCUACGUCAGGUACGCCGUUUUUUGCUGAAAAGUCUCAAAUAAUCGAGCUAAAGCUCAAAUUGUCGUCAAAUCGUGGGCGUUGUACGUAGAACGGUGUUUGCGUGCUUUGCGCGCGAUUUGACGACAAUUUCCAGAAAAAAGCUUUAAAAAAUCCCGAAAAUUGCAGUUUCGCCUACGUCAUCAUCUCGAUUUUAAUGGUGCUCUUGUGGUCGAUGUACCUGUGCAUAGAUGGACGGCGCAAUCCGAAAAAGGACACUCGAGUCAUCCACAUGCUCGCCCAGAACACAUUUUUUCGAAGCGUACCGUAA
Molecule: messenger RNA, 370 nt
Organism: Caenorhabditis sp. 36 PRJEB53466
Lineage: Eukaryota; Metazoa; Nematoda; Chromadorea; Rhabditida; Rhabditidae
Source: the annotation of a GenBank genome assembly